Cryphonectria parasitica EP155 is the source of this 1288-nucleotide messenger RNA. RefSeq lists its product as uncharacterized. Gene Ontology annotation, cellular component: endoplasmic reticulum membrane; intracellular membrane-bounded organelle. Gene Ontology annotation, molecular function: heme binding. Lineage: Eukaryota; Fungi; Ascomycota; Sordariomycetes; Diaporthales; Cryphonectriaceae. The record is from RefSeq and is a predicted model, not a curated record. Gene Ontology annotation, biological process: sterol biosynthetic process. The transcript has 3 exons. Bases 327 to 752 code for a protein of 141 amino acids.
UUGAUCCGCCGUCCUGCUGGUUCUCUGCCCAGGCUCGACUUUCUAAAUCAGCUCCCGCCCGGCCAUAGCCAACAGUCUCUUCUCCCUCAUCCUCCUCUUCCACCCCCCCUCCAGACAAGCAACAAGCCGGAUACCAAUAUCACAGGUCCUCGCCCCCCACGUCGACGACUACAGCUCGCACUCCUUUGCUGUUCUACGCCGAGCAUCACGCCUCCGCACAUCGAGAAACCCUCCGAGAAAGCAAGACCCCAACCCAUCCUUGGCCCUCCCCCUCAGUUGACCCCAACGAACCAAGGCAAACGAGACCAAAGAAGAAGCAACGAAAAAUGGCGACCAAGGAGUACACCUACCAAGAUGUUGCAGAGCACAACACCAAGAAGGACCUGUUCAUGGUGAUCCACGACAAGGUCUACGAUUGCGCCAAGUUCAUCGACGAGCAUCCCGGUGGCGAGGAGGUCCUGCUGGAUGUCGCUGGACAGGACGCGACCGAGGCGUUCGAGGACGUCGGUCACAGCGAUGAGGCGCGUGAGACACUGGACCAGCUUCAGGUCGGGCAGCUGAAGAGACAGCCCGGCGACCCAACCCCCAAGGCCCCCACGCCUGGCGCCGUCGCUCCCGCCGCAUCGACAGGCGAUGCCACCGGCCUCGGUAUUGGUAUUUACGCGAUCGUCCUCAUUGGCGGCGCGGCGGCGUACUUUGCCUACCAGUACCUCCAGGCCCAGCAGGCCCAGCAGGCCCAGCAGCAGUCUUAGGUGGUGUUACAAGACGAGGCCUGGACUUGGCUGGUGCGAUGGGAGGGAACCGGCAUGUGCUUCUCUGUUGUGAGGGCCAUCUGCCUUAGUGCUUGCCCGUAGACACAAUACUAGUCCCAGCCCUCAGGAGCCAUGGUCUACUUGGAGGACUGUCACCGACCCUUCUGCCUUAUUCUUUAUUGCUUUUGAGGAGAGUUUCUUAAGAUUUCUGGGCUUUGUGAUAGAGCCUUUGCGAAGAUAGGUGUCUGGCUACAUUGUGGUCAAUUUAAGUUCUAUGUUGGAUGGCUCAAUGGCUCUUUCAUACUGCCCAAGUAAUUCAUGCAGUCCAGUCAGGGAAAUGAGGGAAAGAUUUCCGAAGGGUGACGUGGUAUCUGAGGCUGCUGUUGAUUGACUGGGAAAUGUUCAAUCCUGAGUCUACAUUUCGCUGGGGUCUUUUUAGGCUUUGCCUGUUAGAAUCUGACACAAUUAUCUUCUUUUCUACUACACAGAUAGACAGGGUCUACAGUACAGCAUAUAAAAUCAAGACCACUGUUCUC